This is a messenger RNA of Cydia amplana, 2251 nucleotides long. It is a transcript of the gene mol, whose product is annotated as dual oxidase maturation factor 2. The transcript has 10 exons. Gene Ontology annotation, cellular component: endoplasmic reticulum membrane. NCBI's taxonomy places the organism in Eukaryota, Metazoa, Arthropoda, Insecta, Lepidoptera, Tortricidae. The record is from RefSeq and is a predicted model, not a curated record. Gene Ontology annotation, biological process: protein transport. Bases 416 to 1708 code for a protein of 430 amino acids.
AGAAGAGAUGAACGCGAACGGGCGACUCGUGAACGACAAAGCCGCGGCGAGAUAAGCCUUCUCGGUACGUGAGCCUCCGCGGCCGCCGGAACCUUGAAUACAACCGCGCUCCUUCCCGCGAUAUAAUAAUAAACCUCUCAGUCUGGCCCGAGCCUUUACCGACACAACACGACCGACUGUUCUCAUUUUCUGACCCGAAUCCGAGCCUUGUGAUACGCGACACGCGGGUAGACCGAAAUGUGCCCGUGCACACCCCCGGAGUGACUGUGACGUGAACUCCAGUGUUCCGAUAUGCAGUGACACAACACUUGUAUACAGAUAGCGUAUAUUGUGAUGUUUUGUGCCAAAACUCCUUGUGCCAUAUCCGUAGGAGAUACUUUUAUUAAUUUUUAUUAUACGCCAGGCUGGGUGAGCGAUGAAGGGGUGGUUCGACGCGUUCCGCGAGGAAGGCGGGCCGACCCUGUACGCGUACCACAACCGGACGGCGGUGGCGGCUGAUGUGCCGGCGCUGGCGCUGGUCAUCGCUGCGCUCACGCUCUACAUCGCUUUCCUCGCUGUUUUUCCCGGCAUCAGGAAAGAGAGGUUUUCCACGUUCACCAUCGUCACGCUUAGUCUCUUCGUUGGAACUGUUAUACUAGUGUGCAAACACGGGUCGUCGUGGCACGUGGGAGGCGCCCGGGUGUCGCGCGCUGCGUACCGCGCCUACUCUGCUGAACGCCUGGACUGCUGGCUGGCCGGCCAUGUAGGGCUCGGACACGUGAACGUCACGCUUACCGCGCUGUCCUGGGGUAACACCUCCGUCGGAGACCCUGGCGUGGAUUACAACGAGCAGUUCCGGUGGGAGGACGCGGGCGGCGUGCAGGAGUGGUACAGAGAAGGCCUGGAGCGGGGUUUGCCGUACCCUGUGCUGAGUGUGGCUGAACACUUCGCGGUGCAACACGAGGGCUUCGAGUGGGGAGCCAAGUACCGCGCAGCUGGCUAUACCACCUCGACCUUGCUAUGGGCAGCACUAGCGCUAUGGCUACUAAUGAACCUGCUGCUCGUGGUGGUACCUCGCUACGGCGCGUACGCGAUGGCAACGCUGGGUGUGACGUUGUGCGCGGCGGCCGGCGGGUACUGGGCGUCGCUACCUCAUGUGCCUUUAGUGGUGCGGCUGGAUGGAUCCACGUUGCUGUUCUCGCUAGGCUGGUGCUUCUGGCUGGUGCUCAUAUCGGGGUGCAUCUGCCUCGUGGUGGGCCUGCUGAUCGCAGCAGUGGACCUUGUGUGGCCGCACCGGUUCUCCACAGUGUUAGAAGUAGACUACGACACGCCGUAUGACAGACACGUGCUCAUCGUCGAUAGCCGACAGCGAGCACGGCCUCAAACACAGCAAUCCUUGCCGUCUAGAAUACUUAGGAGAUUAUCAUCGAAAACUAGAGAAACGGAGGGCCAGGUUUCUAUGGCGGUUGUGAACGAGAAUGGUCGGGACAACCCCGCCUUUCAGCACGAGCAUCGCAAACCAAACUCGCCCUGGAGGUAUCCUCUCUUCAGGAGGCAGAUUGACAGAGCGGACAGUGCAUCUAGUAUAGGUUCCAGUAUUAAUGGCCACAGUACGGCAAUCAAGAUGUCGCCACUAGCGGGGAGUCCUCCAAAUCCACCUUUAGCUAUCCCAGCACACAGGUUUCGACCUCAAAUACCUGCUGCGGAACGAGUUAAAGAUAUGUGGUGAGAUGGUGCGGUCACCUGAAGCAAUGGCAUUUGUUAGUGAAUAUUGUAAUGAACUAUGUAAGAAAUUGACCAAGUAGUGUGAAUUCAAGUUACCGAUCUCCAAAAUGGACGACAGUAAUCAUAAAUAAGGAGACUGUUUCUCGAAAUAUUUAAUGGCAUUGUCUCAUAACUCUCAUAAGCGAGGCAGUCUCCUGCGUGUAAAUAUGUACAUUAUACUAAUUAUCUAAAUUAUGUUUAAGCACCUGCCCAGUGUCAUAAAUUGUAAUAAUGUAAAAAUAGAUAUGCUAAGUUACAGGAUUUUGAUGUUUACCUCGUUUAUAAAUGAUGGUUAUAUAGCAGAGGUGCUCAGGUGUAUUAGACUGCAUCGACACAAGUGAAUACUUUGUGCCAUGUACUCACUCCACAAUACAAAUCAGUUUACUAACUCGCACCAUAAUAAAGCAUCAUAAUUUUGCUUUAUAGAUAUAUUUCAUUUUUGUCCAUAACGAGUAACAUAAAACUAGUCUAGUUAAACUAAAGUUGAAUCAAGCCAAUUCAAAUACGC